GAGUAUUUCCAAUAAUGGACUUAUGUGCAUGUGGGCGCAUUUGAUGCAUACGUCAUAUAAACCGCUGUGACAAAUGUGUAGUUCUGGCUGAAUGUUUUCUGCACAGGUGGGUGACGUCAGUGAUGGAAAAAAAUACACGGAAGGUGAAAGGCAUCGUCCCUGAAAGACGGGAUUGGAAGGAACCUCCGAUGACGUGCUCUACUUUUCCCCUUCAGAUAAAAUGCAACUCGUAAAAAGACAUAAUUUUACGGAUUUGCUCGGCUAAGGUGUUCUGUUUUGGAAACGUCCUUGAAAGCUCUAACACUGAUCUGGUUAUCCCUUGAAGCAUCUUUCGUCCUCUCUGCAUUCGCGUUACCGCCUCUGCACCGACGAAUCGCAGCCAACCUACCUGCGCAUCCUUGAAUUAGUUGCCAAAAUGGCAUCGGGAUCGUCGAGAGCACCAGGCUUGUGAGCAUUAUCGCGACGUGCCGUGAUGUGAUGAAAUGGACGGCGUAUAUGUACACAGUAGUGCACGGGUUGGGAGUGUCUGGAUGCUAGUUUUUGAAAAUAAUGUCAGAAUGCCGCAGGCACUGCUGUUGUGAAACCGGAUCCGGUCAAGCGACGAAUGGGGUGACUUCUCUAGCAAGAAGGUCCCAGACGCGGGCCAUCGGAUUCAGCGCCUCUCGGGCGGACCCCAGGCUCUAACGGGGUCGUCUGGGGGGCACUCUGAGAGAAAAUGCAGGAGGUGACGGUGGAGGGGGAUGAGCCCAUUUUAGACGGGACUAACAGAGAGGUGCAGCGUCCAGUAAAGCAGCCCUUGAUCGCGUCUCUGUGUCGUGAGUCCCACUGGAAGUGCCUCUUGCUGACCUUGCUCAUGUAUGGCUGCUUCGGAACUCUGGGCUGGUGUGCCUUCUGCACCGUCCCUGUCCUCUCUUCCUCCUCCUCCUCCUCCUCAUCUUCCUCUUUUUCCUUUGCCGCUGCCUCUUUUGACACCUCCUCCAGCAAUCCUACAGCAGCGGCCUACACCUACGGUGACCUACCAUCACUCGGAGGGGCCAGCCCUUGCUCCAGUGGCUAUGUUUACAUCCCGCUGGCCUUCCUGGCCAUGCUGUACGUGGUGUACCUGGUGGAGUGCUGGCACUGCUACUCCAAGACGGCCACCCUGGCGCAGGUGGAGGCGGCGGAGGUGUACGAGCGCGUGCAGAGGCUCCAGCAGGCCACGCCCUGCAUCUGGUGGAAGGCCAUCAGCUACCACUAUGUGCGUCGCACGCGGCAGGUGACGCGCUAUCGGAACGGCGACGCCUACACCAGCACGCAGGUGUACCACGAGCGCGUCAACACGCACGCCGCGGCGUCAGAGUUCGACUACGGCCGCUACGGCGUCACCGACGUGUCGCGGGACCUGCGGGGUCUGAUGGAGCACCCGGCCGUGCGUCUGCGCUUCACCAAGUGCUUCAGCUUCGGAAGCGCGCGGGCCGAGGCCGCCUACCUCACGCAGCGCGCCCGCUUCUUCGGCGACAACGAGGGGCUGGACGACUACAUGGAGGCGCGGGAGGGCAUGCACCUGAAGAAUGUGGAUUUCCGUGAGCAUAUGCUGGCCUUCCUGGACCCGGCGCGACAGCCAUGGUUUGCGCGGCACGGCGUGUUCUGGCUGGCCUCGGUCGUGCUGCUGUCGUGGCCCCUGCGCGUCGUGGCGGAGUACCGCACUGCCUAUGUGCACUAUCACGUCGAGAAGCUGUUUGGCGACCGUGACGAUGUCAGAUCAGGUGGGGGCGAAGGGGGAGGCGACAGUGGGAGAACCAGUAGCGCUGGAGUGCUAGGCGGAGGGAGCUACAGAGCUAUCUCUCGUGUAAACACUGUGGACAUGACUGAGCUGGAGUGGCAUAUCCGCUGCAAUCAACAGAUGGUGCCGAGUUACUCUGAGGCCUUGCUGAUGGACCCUGAUACCAACGGCACCAACCCAGCUCUGCCCCAAGGCGGAGCCCCGGCAGGAGGAAACGGAGGUCCCGCCGCACCGGUGGCGUUCGCCUCAGCUUACCUGCUGCAGAGUUGCCCCCGCUGCAGGCGCUCCACCAGCAGCGCAUCCCUGCCCUCCAGGCUGCGGGGCCCCACGGCCGCCCUGCUCACAGGCACCAUGGCUGGGAUGAGAGCCAGCACGGCAGGGCCUACAGGAGCCGGGCCGGGGAGGCUGGUGCUGAGCCGCAGCGGCUUCUCCCUGGGCCGCCUGCAGGCCUCACGACCAGCCUCCCUGUUCCACUCACGUAGUGUGGGCGGGGGGCUGGGGGGACGAGGAGAGGACGGAGGAGGAGGAGGAGGUGGCUUCCUCGGUUUGGGAUCUAGGCAGGAUGAGGAGAGUAGGGGAGUGCUUGAGGGCGAGGGGGAUGAGGAGGAGGAGGAGGAGGGGGAAGUGCAUGACGUUAGGGAAGAGAAUGAAGAGCGACAGGAGGAAGAACAGGAAGAGGAAGAUAGAGAAGAUGGGAGGGACGGAGAGAGGGAGAGACCACCAGCCUAUCAGGAUGCAUUCUUCUUCCCUGUGCUGAUUGUCCAUGGAGAGGAGAGCUGCCAUGCAGGGGAAGAGAUUUCAUAAAGCAGCUGAGACAGAGGGGAAUCAGACUGAAUGAAUGAAAAACAGAAGAGAACCUUGUAUUUGAAAAGAAAAAGAAAAAAACUUUAAGCUACACAUAAGGAAGGGCAGAUAAAUAUUUUGAUGUGAGAAUAAUGUUUAAGGUUAGCGAUGCAGAGCAUAACAUGAGUUAACAGGACCAAAUGGGGCAUUUAAAGCAUGGGUGUCCAAUGAUAUUGAAAGGUAGGAAGAAACUUACAUUAAGGCAGAUUUAUGGAUAACUAUGCAAUGACAAGGGGAUGUAAGAACAAUAUUGAGGAGACACAGUCAGAACGAAUACAAGGUCUGUCCCUGCAAUUCCUUUAAUGCUUCACUCAAACAAAACAGGACUAAGAGCAGCGUGGAAAUAUCCUGUCUUCCAGAACAAAUAGGAAAUAAUCACCAUGAACACAAGAAAUUCAACAUGUUUAUCUCCACAAGCAACCAUUUUGAGUAAUGAGUGUCUAAUAGCCUCUGUCUUUUAUGGAUAUGAUCAGAGGUAUAAUUAAUCUUAAGCCCAUUGAUCUGUAUAAAUCAGGACUUCUCAUUCUUUUAUUUCACAAUGAUCUCAGCCUUUGUAUUUCCGCCUUUUCCUGAUCCAUUUGACCUACUGUUCUGAGUUCAGUGAUAGCAGGUAACUUUGGAAAAUGCCUCAGCAAAGAAAGUGUACCAUUGACACUUCAUUAGUUUUUCCAAGCGGAUGAAACCAGUUGGAAUUCUUUGUUCACCCCUGCCUGUAACUUCAAGUCAUAACAUGGGAGUUCAACCUGGGACUGUUUUCAGCUUCUGCUCAUCCAGUCCGUCUGGAAGCCCGAUCACCCCUCUGCCUUGGUUGUCUUUUCGACUGAUCACUGGUUUUCUUUUAAGCCUUGCAAGCCUUUCAAAGGCUGUGGAAAUAAACAAUAUAUAUAUAUAUAUAUAUUAGACCCAUUAUGCUAAAGAUUAAGGUAACUCUGAUGUUGGCUGUUGGAUCAGAAUGUACGUAUAUCCAAAGACUAGAGGAGUUCUUCCUAGCCAAUGUUUCACUCCCCUCAUAAAGUGUCAUACUCUUUAUUUUUGAACACUGGACUCACUUUUUUUGCACUACGUUAAGUUUUAUAUGAUUUUGUGCUCAAGCUUCAAACCAACUUUGCCUCACAUAUGGUGUUCUUUGUCGUAAUGACUCUCAGCAUCACUUUGAUUCAUGAAAAGAUACUUAUGCAGCAUGUUGCCUUCCAUCCACAUACAAUGUGUAAUGCUGUCUUUGAUUGAUGCUGAAGCAUCAUAUUAUAUUUGUACAGCAAUUGGUAUUGGGAUAUAGCCUUGUGUGCCAUUAUACAACUUGUGACUUCCUGAUAAUGCUGUACACGCCCAAUGACACGCAUCCACCUGCUCACUCAAACCAACUCUGGGGAAAUAUCUCCUUGUAUAAUUAGUAUACAUACUGUACUGUACUUCCUCCAGUUGAGCCAGACAGUAUGCAAACAAGCAAAUAACCCACAACUAUAUUUUGCCUCCAAUAUUGCUAGCUUUUCUGUCGAAGUGCAGAUACACUUUGUACACCACAGGACACGCCAAAGCUGAACCAGUCAUGUACACUAGUAUGAAUGAACAUCACAGUCACACACACAGUUAGCUUCUAAUCUACACUAUACCGCUGCACCAUUUAAAGGAAAAAGAAAGAAAAUGAAGAUUAAGGAAAAUAUUCAAUCUUACUGUAAUUUUGUCCGAAUGUUGUAUUGCAACCUGAAUGUUGACUACUAUGAUGUACUAAGAGCACAUUGGGAAUGAGCAGUGUGUCACAGAUACGUGAUUCUCAUGUAGUUGUGUGUUCCACUGUAUGUGAUAGGUGAAUCAUUUGACUUAAUGUGAGAGUGUUUUUGUAAGGGUUUUUAGCCCGUAGUGUUUUCAGAGGGGAUAUAAUUCAAUAGCCAUGGCUAGUUUUUUUAAACAUACAUUUUAUUACUACUAUCAGUCCAUUCAGUUAGUAUGGCAACGAAUCGAGGCACAUUUACUGUGUGUAGGAGGAAAACAUCUCCAAGCAUUAGUAGAUAUUCACAAGUUGACACAAACUGUUUGAUUCAUUGUUGUCGGUAGCUUCAGUAGUUGCAUUUGAUUUGGUAUGAGCCCUCACUACCUCUCCAUAGUUCUAAAGCUACUGUAACAGUGAUCUUGCUUCAGUCCAUGACAAAUAACAGGCGGUUGUAAUGUUGAUUAUCGAGGCAAAGUUUAUUCCCAACUUCGCCUUUGUGUGGCAGCAGCAGCAGCUGCAUCUGCCCUCCAGACUGAAGAUGGUUGAAAUAAAGCUGAUGAUGUAAGUGAAGAUACCAAUAAAGUCAAAGUGCUUGGUUAAACCACAUCUUA
Molecule: messenger RNA, 4924 nt
Organism: Clupea harengus (Atlantic herring)
Lineage: Eukaryota; Metazoa; Chordata; Actinopteri; Clupeiformes; Clupeidae
Product: un-named sa40862
Source: RefSeq, a predicted model, not a curated record